AUUACAAGUUUAUAAUAUACAAAGGAGUCGAGAAGAAAUAAGAAAAAGAAGCAUAUGAGAAAGCGUCAAGUGGUGUUGAGGAGAGCCUCGCCGGAUGAACCUUCUAGAAGCUCAUCGACGGCUUCGUCUCUGACUGUGAGAGGUGUGAGAUACGGCGAGUGUCAGAAGAACCAUGCGGCGGCGGUCGGGGGCUACGCCGUCGAUGGCUGCCGUGAGUUCAUGGCAAGCAACGGAGAGGAAGGUUCGGUGGCAGCGCUAACGUGCGCCGCCUGUGGCUGCCACCGCAGUUUCCACCGGAGAGAAAUCGAAACCGAGGUUGUUUGCGACUGUAAUUCACCUCCUUCGACUGGAAACUAGACCAGUAAAAACUUCAGACCUAGCCACCUAGUGUCAGGGGUUUGUGUCUCGCUGAGAAGCUAAGCAGAAAACUUAUGAGAAUUAUAGAUUGGAGGUGUUGGAAGAUCUAUAAUAGCUGGAUGCUUUGAGUAUGUCUCAAAAAAUAUCUAUGAAAUAUGAAGAUUAUUCUUGUUUUAUGUAAUGUUUUAUAAAGUUUGAUUUGUUUUCUGUUUGGUCAAGUUAAUGUAUUUUGAUUAUGUGGUUGAAGCAUAUAUCUUUUCAAAUCAAUUUCACUUCAAGACAACUAUAAACCGUAGUGUGAAAUAAA
Messenger RNA from Eruca vesicaria subsp. sativa (arugula), 664 nucleotides. The record is from the annotation of a GenBank genome assembly. Lineage: Eukaryota; Viridiplantae; Streptophyta; Magnoliopsida; Brassicales; Brassicaceae.